AUGAAUUUAACGGAUCUUCCGGUGAUUGGUAACAAGUUUAAUUGGUUCAAUUCCAAUGGCAAAUGCAGAAGUAGAUUGGACAGGUUUUUGGUGGAUGAUACUGCAAUAUCAAUGUUGUCUCUGAUAAAUCAAUUGGUGGGCGAUAGAGAUAUUUCAGACCACAGGCCUCAGUCGUGGAGUUCCUACCAUGUAUCAGGUUCUUACUAUAACAUUCCGAUAAAGAAAUUAUCUGCCUUAAAAAGUGACAUUCGGAUUUGGAACCGUAAUGUUUUCGGCUGGCUAGACUUAAAGUUAGAAGAGAAGGUUUCUAACCUUAAUUUGUUAGAGUUGGACAUCGACUUGAUCUCUAUCUCCAACAACGAAGAGUUGAACAAGGAUAGAUUGAGAAACUAA
This is a messenger RNA of Lathyrus sativus (Indian pea), 393 nucleotides long. The record is from the annotation of a GenBank genome assembly. NCBI's taxonomy places the organism in Eukaryota, Viridiplantae, Streptophyta, Magnoliopsida, Fabales, Fabaceae.